Molecule: messenger RNA, 1188 nt
Organism: Prunus armeniaca (apricot)
Lineage: Eukaryota; Viridiplantae; Streptophyta; Magnoliopsida; Rosales; Rosaceae
Source: the annotation of a GenBank genome assembly
AUGGAUGUUGGCUUGAGGAUGAGUAGCAGUCAAGUAUUAGAAUGGGCAAGUCUUCCUCUGCCCGUUCUCUUUUUGGUUUUGGAUAGGUUGGUAGAACCCAUUGACCAUAUUCGAUUUGCUGCUGUUUGCAAAGAAUGGUGUGUUCUUGCAAAAGAAUACAAUCACAAAACGCAACGUUGGCGUAAGCUACUCCCCAUGCUCCUGGUUCCAACAGAAUGUGAAGGAAAGCUAAAACUGUACAGCUUCCCUGCAGGAAAAAUCUACGACAUUGAAUUGCCAGUGCCUUGUAAUAGUAAGAGGUAUUGUGAUUCUAGCUAUGGCCAUGGUUGGUUGGCGACAAUGGAUGUGUUAGAUAGAGGUGGAUUGACUAUAACUCUGGUGAACCCUUUCAGAAAAGCAGUGGCGCCCAUUCGUCUCCCUCGCUUGGAUUUCAAAGUCCUCCGUAAGUACUGCGAGGUUUGCCUCCCGAAGAUUAUCUUAUCUGAGGAUCCCACAUUGAAUCCAGAUAGUUAUGUGGUUGUAGCAAUUUACAAACAUGUUUCUGAGUUGGCUUUCACUAAAGGAGGACAAAAGUUUUGGAUUUACAGCAAGCGUUUAAGAGGGUGCUUGCUUACUGAUGCUAUUUUUCAUAAAAGUCAAGUCUUUGCAGUUGGAAAGUGGGGAAGCAUUCUUUCCUUUGAUAUCAAUAGCAAGCCAAUAGAAGCAAAGAUUCUUAACCCACAAGAAUGUCCGUUCUCGCGUUAUGCUGAUAAAGCUUAUCUCGUGGAAUCAACCAAUGGAGACUUGUUGCAUGUUCGAAGAUUUUUGAAAGAUGUUGACGGAGAUGCCUACCAUGAAGAGUUUUGGACUGAGAGAUUCAUGGUUUACAAGUUGGUGUUCAAUGAGAGGGAUGGAUCCGUUGUGCAGCAUGUUGAAAUAAAAAGUAUCGGGGAUGAGGUUAUGUUCCUGGGUGACGAUUAUUGUAUCUCUGUUUUGGCUUCAAACUUUCCUGGGUGCCAACCCAAUUCAAUAUAUUACAUGGAUGAUUGUACAAAAUUGGGAGGAGCACGUGUACCUGAUACUGAUAGCAAUAGCAGACCGAGUGUUAUAGGCAUUUUCAAUUUAGAGGAUGAAACCAUCACACAACAUUACUCUUCAAACAUUUCACCCGCAUUUUGGAUUGUGCCCCUGUUUAAUGGACUCUGCUAA